AUGCCAACGACAACCAAAUUCGAGGUGCUCAGGGGCAAGAAGCCGAUUUCAUGGAGGCUUCUGAUGGCUCUCAAACAGACAGGGGACGACGUCUUUGAGUCCUUGACGCCGGCUUGGCCGCCAGCCCCUUUCAAGCGAGCCUUUGGCGGCCACGUCUAUGCUCAGGCUGUCUAUGCCGCCAGCCAGACCGUGGAGAAAGGGCUCGUUGUCCAUCAAGUAACAGGGUAUUUCUUACUGCCCGGUGCCAUCGACAUCCCGUAUGUGUAUCGCAUAAGGAGGAUCAGAGACGGCGGAAUGUACUGCCUGCGAGGAGUGGACGUGUUCCAGCACUCCGAGGCGGCCGCGCAGGGCACCACGCCCUGUUUCUCGGCGCUGGUUUCCUUCAAGCGGUCCGAGCACGGGAACAAGAAAUGGUCCGGGUACGAGUACCAAAACGUGGGCCCCGAGCAUAUCAGGACACAGUACGCCGACGUCCUGGAGGGCCUAAACCCCGAAGACCACCCCCUGGCACCCGGAGCCGACGCCACGUGGUGGGAAGAGGAGGAGCAAGAAUUCUGGAGCCGCGAUGCAGCUGCCUUUCCCGGUGUCGAAACGAGGAAGGUCGACAUGGCGAAGUAUAAUGGUAAGACCCGACCCGGUGGUGGUCCGGAUGGGGCAGACACGGCUCGAUAUCGCCAACUACUCUUCUAUCGACUCAUUCAGGAUGACAAUACCAGAAAACAGGACGAUGCCGCCACUGACUUGAACCUCCAUGCUGCGGCCCAUCUUUACGCUUCGGACAAGAACUCUCUCUUCCUCAUACAGCGCGCACUCGGCUACGAGACCGUUCGCACGACAAUGGCUUCAUUGUCUCACACGGUCAUUUUCCACGGCUCGGCGGAUCAUCUGGCCAUGGUCGACGCGGAUGGGAAAUCGAAGUGGUUCGUCCAAGAGUCGUGGACCAGCAACGGCGGCGACAAUCGGGGGUGUCAUAAUAGUUUGUUGUGGGAUCGGGAUAAUGGACGGAUCAUCGCCACCACUAUACAAGACGGCAUGCUUCGGUUCCCAGCCGAGGUGGUAGAAAAGGUCAAGAAUGAGCACGGAGAUGUCAACCACGACAAAGCGACUGGAAGCAAGCUGUGA
Molecule: messenger RNA, 1122 nt
Organism: Cladophialophora yegresii CBS 114405
Lineage: Eukaryota; Fungi; Ascomycota; Eurotiomycetes; Chaetothyriales; Herpotrichiellaceae
Exons: 2
Coding region: 1-1122 (373 amino acids)
Biological process (GO): fatty acid catabolic process; acyl-CoA metabolic process
Cellular component (GO): peroxisomal matrix
Molecular function (GO): fatty acyl-CoA hydrolase activity
Source: RefSeq, a predicted model, not a curated record